CAUAUGGAAUGCAUGUUCAUGACAUUCUUUUGAUGACGGCGAGCCCACCAGCCUCACCGCCUCUGCCAGUGUCUCAUCAGGUGCCCACCACUGAGGAGCCUAGCCCCAACAUCCGCUGAGCCCCGCACCCGUCAUUGCUUGCUCGCCAAAGUCCAUCAGGCCAGCACCAGACAACGUAUCGCCGCGGUGGAGUUACCUGGGUCGAGCGCAUCGCUACUCUAGAGCGCGGCGCGCCCCACACUGGUUUUGCCUUGCAGACCAUCAGCAUGUCUUACGGCAUUAUUCUGAAAGAAUACCAACACGGUACGAGUGCACAUCUGUGCUCAUGGGACCAUUUCAAACCGCCAUCACACGUUGGACGAAUUCGCGGCCCGUGUUGCUUCGUUUUGGCGCAUGUCCAAUUACCUCAUCCUUUCCUACCCCCUUGUCACCACUCAACCGAACGCACGUCGCGCCCUCGCCCGUGGCUCGCGCCCUACGCGGUUGUAUUCCGGACCUCUUUCGCGUUCUCCUACACGCCGCUUCGACCGCUUUGCCUAGACUGCCCACUGAUGGAGGCAUUGAUUGGGGUCCAUUCUCGCGCCGUCAUCAAGCCAUUUCGUAUACGAACGACUGACCAUCGGGAUUCGACCAUGUCGACGGAGCCACAACGACAUGCUACCCGACGUGGCUCCGCGCUCGGUGUAUCCUGGUGGAGCGUCUCACCCGUUGUAGCUCCUGGUCGGGGGUGCAGCGGGAGAGGCAGCUGGAUUCAUCAACCCGGGCAUGGCCGUGGAGGGAGAUUCGUUCACGUACCGGACUUUACCGCGGCCGCGAGUUUGACGAGCUUGCGUAGGCCAUGUUCGCCCUCGCGCUGCGCUCAAUGGUCUAGCAUGCUCGACAGCAUCAGUAUGUCCCCGACUGGGAAACGAUGUCAACGUCUCUACCUCCUUUCCCCGGCAAUAUGCCUUUCCACUUUCACUUUUGCCAUGUCUUUACGUGACACUUCUUCGUCUUCUCAUUAUCGCAUUCCUGAACAAUGAGUCAGGACUCAGCGAGAUUGACCAGCCGAAUGCCGAUUCCACUCCUUUAUGACGACUUGUCCUAUAGGAACCCAUGCAAUGUACGCAGUACUACGUUGUAUGUACGUACGGUACUCUUUUAUGCCAGUGCAGUGGUAGUUUGUGGUAUUGGUGCGUCUCCUCGUCUCAUUGCAGACCAGCUUGACGUUUACAUCAUACCUUGUCAGUGUCAUGAUGUUAUAUAAUGCCCG
Messenger RNA from Fomitopsis serialis, 1252 nucleotides. RefSeq lists its product as uncharacterized. NCBI's taxonomy places the organism in Eukaryota, Fungi, Basidiomycota, Agaricomycetes, Polyporales, Fomitopsidaceae. The record is from RefSeq and is a predicted model, not a curated record. The coding region runs from base 267 to 1022 and encodes 251 amino acids. The transcript is spliced from 2 exons.